Molecule: messenger RNA, 855 nt
Organism: Sesamum indicum (sesame)
Lineage: Eukaryota; Viridiplantae; Streptophyta; Magnoliopsida; Lamiales; Pedaliaceae
Source: RefSeq, a predicted model, not a curated record
CGGGACGGCAAACGCGCCGCCGUGUCAUUGAUUCUCCAUCCGUCGUAACACCCACAAGUGGCGAUUCAAUUAAAAUAAAUAUAAAAGCAAAAAGAAUCGCUGGAGAGUAUAAAAGUGGAAGAGCCCGCGCCGAUCCAUUCACUCCCCACUCCGCCAUAUUGACGAGUAAUCUUUUGUUGCGAAGCCCUUUUUCGCAAUCCCUGAGCAAUUCUAGCCUCGUCGUUUCAAAAUUCUCGUAGCUGCAAAAGAAAAAUUCUACUAACUGGCCACGUUUGUUGCUCAAUAAAGCUGCUGCUCUUUAGCAAUCUUUCAUGAGACGUAUUCCCUAAACAUGUCUGGUCGAAAAGAAACAGUUUUGGAUUUGGCGAAGUUUGUCAACAAGGGUGUCCAAGUCAAGUUAGAUGGUGGAAGACAAGUGACUGGGACGUUAAAAGGAUAUGACCAUUUGCUGAAUCUUGUUUUGGAUGAAGCAAUUGAAUUUCUCAGAGACCCUGAUGAUCCACUGAAAACUACUGACCAGACGCGGCGCCUUGGCUUAAUAGUGUGUCGGGGGACUGCCGUGAUGCUUGUUUCCGGCAGCGACGGGACAGCUGAGAUUGCCAACCCAUUUGUCCAGCCGGAUGGGGCGUAGACUCUAACCCUGUUCCCAGUUACUUGUUCCCCUGAAAGUUCAAUUCUUGUAGGCAUUGCUUUGGAAUUUCCAGAGUAUAUUUCUUGCUCCAGUUUUGUGUGCGCAAUCACAUUACAGAAAUCUAUUCUGUAAAUUUGUACACAGUUGCCUUGAAGCGCUAUUGUAGUAUUGAUAUACCACUUAAUCUCCAUAAUAUCUACCGGUAAUUACAUUCACAACCUUAA